UGUAGAUACUGUUGCUUGGCAUGCACUGUCUAUGUAUUCUUUUAUCUGUGGAUCCAUGCUUGAUGACGAAUUUCUGGAGCUUCCUAUUCUUCUUUCAGAUUCUAUUUUUGGGGCUUAUAUUGCUCAUAUGUCAUUAUCAUAUGAAGCAGCAUCUUCACAUAUGAUUCCCCUUUCAAUCAGCUUCUUGUUUUGGCAUUGGCCUCUCGUGAGUAAUUCUGCAGAUCGUGGCGUGGGUGUACCACCUCACUUUUCGAUCACGUGA
Molecule: messenger RNA, 262 nt
Organism: Dentiscutata erythropus
Lineage: Eukaryota; Fungi; Glomeromycota; Glomeromycetes; Diversisporales; Gigasporaceae
Source: the annotation of a GenBank genome assembly